AUGACGUCUUACGCGCCCUCGAGGAUAGAGGUGGAUGAAGACGACACAAACAACCCCAGCAUGCCUCCGAUCCUGAGCGACUAUGCGCGGGAGCUGUUGGCGGAAAAGAUGCGUUCCACUUCGGGGCCUCCCUCAGCACACAACACCAGUGUUCCUGGCAGGCUACGGAGCUAUGGACGUGAAAUACGAGAUCCCAGAGAGCUUUCCAGCAGCUCACGACGUGCUCCAAUUACCACGACGCCUGCUCGAGCGCACCACAUGGCUGCUGCUUCUACGACACAGGAUGACAUAAUGGAUAGUGACUCUCCAGAACGUCCCUCCCCUUAUAGUCCCCAGACUCCAGGCGUGGGGUUGCGAACAAAAACAACACACGCCACGUCAACAGCACCUAACAACCACAACAACGGACACACUCAAACGACCCGCGUUCGUAGGAUAGGACGAGGGCUGGGUCCUCCUAAACGGGCCCCUCCUCCGUCCGAAGGAGGCGUCCCUGUUCCAGUGGGGGACGAGAUGGUGGUGGAGGAGGUUAUUUCCAACGAGACCGGUGACCUGAGUCCGCAGAUGAACCGGCUGCGGUUUUCGGAAAACCACCACGGCAACGGUGUCAGCCCCAACCGCAGUGGUCUGGUUCGGUCCGACAGAUCUGCGCGGUCUGACCGGUCCAUGGCCGAUCGCUCGGGGUCUUCGGGCAUGGGAGGAUAUAAAUCGUCACCGCUGUCGGGGCCACGACUUCACGAGCGUCAGGUACUCGCUCCCGUGUCACCUAACACGCUGCCUCCUCCUCGAAUGGACAAGUUGAUGCAUAAUGAGGAGCAGCAGUGGCGAGAGCGGAUGGCACGCGAGGAGGAACGGGAGCGAGAGUGGCAGCGUCACGAGAGAGAACGCCAGGAGCGCGAACGGCAAGAAUCGGAGCGGCUCGAACGCAUCGAAAGAGAACGCAUGGAAAAGGAGCACAUGGAGAGAGUGGAGCGGGAGAGAAUGGAACUCGAUCGACAACGAGCACGGGAACGAGAGCGGGAACGGGAAAGGGAGCGCGAUCGAGAACGCGAGCGGGAACGAGAGAGGGAACGGGAUCUCGAGCGGGAACGAGAACGUGAACGAGAUAGAGAACGAGACAGAGAUCGCGAUCUGGAUAUCUCUUCUGUCCAGGCCUAUGACAAACGCAAAAUUACCAUCAACGGCAAACAGUAUGUGCGGUUGGAGAAGCUCGGACGAGGAGGAUCGUCUGUGGUGUACAAGGUGCAGGCUGCAGGAGCCAAGGACGUGUACGCUGUUAAGAAGGUGAUCUUUGACGAUGUCGAUGAGUCGGUCAUCAAGGGCUUCAAGGGGGAGAUUGAUCUGUUGAUGCGUCUCAAGCACGAGAACCGGGUGGUGGAACUCAUGGACUACGAGAUGCGGUCUUCACAAGUCUAUGUUGUGAUGGAGUGCGGUGAGAUUGAUCUUGCCCAUAUUCUCAACAACAGACUGAACCAGCCCCUCGACAUUUCAUUUGUGCGAUACUAUGCCACCGAACUGCUCAAGUGUGUAGAUGCCGUACACCGAAACGGCAUUGUGCAUUCCGAUCUCAAGCCAGCCAACUUUCUGCUUGUCAAAGGCAUUCUCAAAAUCAUUGAUUUUGGAAUCGCAAAUGUCGUCCCCGACUACACCGCUAAUGUCCAUCGAGACGCUCAAAUGGGCACUCCUAACUACAUGGCUCCGGAGGCUCUGAUUGAAACCAAAAACUCCAACGGGGUGGGUCCUCGAAUCAAGAUUGGAAAGCCAUCCGACAUUUGGAGCUGUGGGUGCAUCAUCUACCAGAUGAUCUACGGCAAGCCUCCGUACGCGGAUUUCCAGGGUAUGACACGUAUUGUUGCCAUCAUCAACGAGAAGACGGUGGUGCAGUAUCCGGCCAUCACCCCCCUUGGCAAUGUUCCUGUUCCUCCUGCUGCUAUUGAAGCCAUCAAGGGGUGUCUGAUUCGAGAGUCGAACCGACGGUGGACACUGGAGCAGGUGAUGGACCAUGGUUUUCUCAAUCCCAUGGCUGUGCAGAAGGACUUCAUUAAGAACCUGCUCAGUAACGCCAUUGACUACGGCCAGGCUCAUACCGAGAAGGUGCGUGGUCGGGAGCUUCAAAAGCUGGUGGAUUCUGUGUGGAUGAGUCUUUCCAAGGAGGAGAUUAACCGAAAGUGA
Messenger RNA from Yarrowia lipolytica CLIB122, 2172 nucleotides. RefSeq lists its product as uncharacterized. Gene Ontology annotation, biological process: protein localization to kinetochore; peptidyl-serine phosphorylation; chromosome segregation. Gene Ontology annotation, cellular component: nucleus; kinetochore. Gene Ontology annotation, molecular function: ATP binding; protein serine/threonine/tyrosine kinase activity; protein serine/threonine kinase activity. Lineage: Eukaryota; Fungi; Ascomycota; Dipodascomycetes; Dipodascales. The record is from RefSeq and is a predicted model, not a curated record.